GUUAAGAAGACUGUUAACUACUAACUAUGAGCACAAUGUUGAAGUCAGUGGUAUGGAGUUGGAAGGCAAGUGUUACCACAUAAUCGGGAUCGGCAAGGCACAAGGAUAGAAAGAGAGUGGUAGCAAACGCCAUCAUCAUCAUCAUCAUGCUCGAAUCCGUACGGUAUUGGCUAGUUGGUAGUUGUUAUGUGUUAUGUGCUGCAGAAAGAGACCACUUUCACUGACAAAGUUAAGAGUAAAGAGCCUUUGGAGAAGGACGCAAUGAGCUCCACCACGCAACGGCCAAAUAUUGCCCAGGUAGGGGUUAUUAUUGUUGCUUUUGAGAACCACGUCCAAAGGCAUAUACCCUUUAGACGUUACGAGGAUUACUAGACAACUUUUUCACCUUACUCUCAUAUGCAGCGACAUUCAGCGAGAGCUAGUGAUUGUUUUUAGUGGUGCUUUUUAAUUAUUACUUUUCAAUCAAUUUUGACUAGUCAUUGGUGGCAUUUGAAAUUUUUUGUGAACUGUGAUAGCUUUUAUUAAUUUACGUUGAUGAUUUUGUUUGGGUUAUUUGAAACAGAAAUUUUUUGUGUGCUAAGUUGUUAGCUGACGUGACAAUGAGCGAAUAUUUAUAAAUGGACUGUUGGAAAUGCAAGAGAUAGUGACAUAAAAUGCGUCCAUCUUCAACCCACACGUGGUCUGUGAUGAAAAAGCUGCGCCAAAAAUCACUCUAAAAUGGUUCUAAGCGCCCUGAUAAUAGCCUCAACCCUAAAAAGCGCCCUGGGUUUGAUGGGAACGGGUUUCUGGUUGGUUCCCUUGGUGAUAAUCGGCCUCUCCUACUACCGGUACGACCAAUUAGACCCAGAGAACCGGAUCAUCGAUCGCCACCCUCUGGAUCCUCAAUAUGACUUCAUAAUAAUUGGCGGAGGAUCUGCAGGAGCUGUGGUGGCAAGUCGGCUAACUGAAAUCCCAGAUUUGAAGGUCCUUCUGCUAGAAGCCGGACCCGACGAGAACGAAAUCACAGACGUCCCGUCCCUAGCUGCGUAUCUCCAACUUAGCAAGCUGGACUGGAAGUACAAAACUGAACCCAGCGGGACUUCUUGCAUGGCGAUGAAAAACGGGCGCUGCAACUGGCCUAGGGGCAAAGUUAUGGGCGGAUCUUCAACCUUGAACUACAUGCUCUAUGUCCGAGGGAACAGGUUCGACUAUGACCACUGGGAGGCUUUGGGAAACCCUGGAUGGGGCUACGAGCAAGCGCUUUACUACUUCAAGAAGUCUGAAGACAAUCGCAAUCCUUAUUUAAGAAACAGUCCUUAUCACGGAACAGGCGGUUACUUGACGGUUCAAGAGUCGCCUUGGAGAACACCACUGGUCGUUGCUUUCGUCCAGGCUGGGACAGAACUCGGCUACGAAAAUCGGGACAUUAAUGGAGAAUAUCAAACGGGAUUCAUGAUUGCUCAAGGGACGAUAAGACGCGGCAGUAGAUGCUCAACUUCCAAGGCCUUUCUUCGGCCGGUUAGAUUAAGGAAGAAUUUGCACGUCGCGAUGAAUACCCAUGUUACCAGAAUACUGAUAGAUCCCUUGAGUUCGCGGGCCGUGGGGGUAGAAUUCUAUCGCGAUGGCAAGAAGCAAGUUAUCAGAGCCAGAAAAGAGGUCAUUUUAUCAGCCGGAGCGAUUAAUUCUCCACAAUUGUUGAUGCUUUCUGGCGUGGGACAUAGAUAUCAUUUGCAAGAAAUGGGAAUUCCGGUUUUAAAGGAUCUUCCAGUUGGAGAUAAUCUUCAGGACCAUGUAGGAAUGGCGGGACUUACUUUCCUGGUGGACAAGCCAGUGUCUAUCGUCCAGGACCGGUUCCAAGCUGCGCAAAUCACCACUAAUUAUGUGAUCAACGGAAGAGGUCCUAUGACCACUUUGGGAGGAGUUGAAGGCUAUGCUUUUAUCAAUACUAAGUAUGCCAAUGAAACGGGGCUGUAUCCUGAUAUUCAGCUGCACAUGGCGCCCGCUUCGCUGAGUUCUGAUGCAGGAGUCCAGGUCAGAAAGGUUCUGAGUCUCACUGAUGAGGUUUAUGAUACGGUUUUCAGGCCGAUUACUAAUAAGGACGCCUGGACGCUAAUGCCGCUGCUUUUAAGGCCUAAAUCUAGAGGAACUGUUAGGUUGAGGAACAGCAAUCCUUUUUCUAGUCCGCUGAUUAAUUCUAAUUACUUCGCGGAGCCUGAGGAUAUGGCUAGAUUGGUAGAGGGCGCGAAACUCGCGGUUAGGAUCAGCGAGGCCAAGGUUUUUAAGCAGUUCGGAUCCAGGAUUCACAGGAUUAAAAUUCCUGGGUGCAGGCAGUUUAAAUUUGCGAGUGAUCAGUAUUGGGAGUGUCAUAUCAGGCAUAUUACUAUGACUAUUUAUCAUCCGGUUGGGACGGCUAAAAUGGGCCCGAUUGAUGAUCCCGGGGCUGUUGUUGAUCAUAGGUUGAGGGUUCAUGGGAUUGAUAACUUGAGAGUUAUCGAUGCUUCGAUUAUGCCGACUAUCAGCAGUGGGAAUACUAAUGCGCCGGUUAUUAUGAUUGCGGAAAAGGGAUCUGAUAUGAUUAAAAAUGACUGGCUUGCUACCCAAAGAUAAUUUUGUGUUUGAACUGGAAUUUGGGGAUACUUGAUUUUUGGAUUUUAUUUUUUAGAUAAACUAUUGAUUAGAAAAUUGCAGAAAUUUUUUGAGUUUUUAAAAUUCUAAAAUGAUCAAAUGUCUCGUUAUUUCAGUAUUGUGGAUUUGUCUGUGAUUAAAUCCUAUUUUUAGUGUAAUUGCUAGUUUUGUAGGUGAUAAAAUUUCUUUUAUAAGUUUUGUUGAGGAACUUAUAGGGAUUGAAAAGACUUUUUGUCGAGUUCGGGCUCCUCUAACGACAAAUCAAAAGUGUAAAUUAUUAUUGUAAGUUAGUUUCAAAAGUUUUUGUAAUGUAAAAAGAAAUUUAUAAGUAUUUGUUUUGUAGAUCAAUAAAAAUAUAUAAAGUAUACUGUAAGAAAGUGCCAUAAAAUGGUGAUGGAUUACAUUUACGACGAGGAAGUUGUUAUAGAUUAUAAGUUUUAGUUGUGAUUAUGCCAAA
This is a messenger RNA of Cotesia glomerata, 3061 nucleotides long. RefSeq names its product glucose dehydrogenase [FAD, quinone]. Gene Ontology annotation, molecular function: flavin adenine dinucleotide binding; oxidoreductase activity, acting on CH-OH group of donors. Lineage: Eukaryota; Metazoa; Arthropoda; Insecta; Hymenoptera; Braconidae. The record is from RefSeq and is a predicted model, not a curated record. Bases 718 to 2586 code for a protein of 622 amino acids. The transcript has 3 exons.